This is a messenger RNA of Bursaphelenchus xylophilus (pine wood nematode), 2398 nucleotides long. The record is from the annotation of a GenBank genome assembly. Lineage: Eukaryota; Metazoa; Nematoda; Chromadorea; Rhabditida; Aphelenchoididae.
AUGCGUUUAUACGGUAUUUUACUGUUAUUGGCCACGGUGGGCGUUGCGACCUACGUAAAGAAGGAUUCAAGCUUUGUGGCGGAUGCAAAGGCUAGACAAGGCAACUGCGGGAAAUUGCUUCAAGGAGGAGCGAAGAGUAAGGGCGAGGUGAAGGGGCCGGACAACUGUGAUUGCGAUGGGAAAGAUAAGGACGAUGUGGUUGGAAGUGGGUCAGGUAGGGCAAUGAUAUUUUUUUUGAUUUGGUCUGAAGAGAGAGCCUAACGAGAGCCUAACGUAGAGGCACUUGACGAAAAAGCCACCUGUGCAAUGAGGGCACCGCACGUCAAACUGAGGUAUGCUAAAACGGUCAUGUUCAUAGAUUGGCAAAAAAGACGCAAAAAAAACCUUUUGUCGAUGAAGAAAUGGGGAGUUUUUGGGGCGAGAGAGUAGGUUUUUACACGUUUUUUCUCUGCCUUCUCUGUGAAAUCAAGGCGAAGUGUAAAAAACCGAUACCGAAGGGUCUAUUCCGGUCGCCGGACUCUUCAGUUGACGUGCGCCGGUAAAAAUUAAAUGAUACGGGGGACCAAGGCAGAUUUUCAGAGUGAUUUUUAUGGCUGAUUUUUUUGGUUUGCCAAAAAGAUCAUAUAUGGUAAGAGAGGAAAAAGGCGGAUUGUUUCAGAAUGAUCACAAUCCGCCUUGGUCCCCCUUACCAUUUCAUUUUUUUCUCAAGGUGCCCUCUUCACCCAGGUGGCUUCUUCGCCCAGGUGCUCUCUUUGGAUUCAACCGAUAUGUUCCCAAAAUAUCUCAUAUUACAGUAUAUCCCUACACAAGGUAUACUGCAAGAUGAGCUAUGCAAAAUACGGAAAGGCUUGUUUAUUAUCUUCGUUUCAAUUUUCAGGUUCCGGUUCAGGCUCCGGCGAUUACGGUUCCGGCUGCUGCUCCGACGAAAGCUACAGUGAUAAGUACGGCGAGGCCGAUCUCUGUGUUCUCUUCAAGCUUCUCAUCAAAGUCACUCCAGACCUUCCCGGACACGACACUCAAGUGGCGUGGGUGAAACUUAUCGACCAACUUCAAGAAGAUGUCAUCUUCGACUCGGUCUUGUCCGAUGAGGAAAAAUUGGUCAAAAUACAAGGCGAGAUUGAUAUUUUCAUAGAGAAAUACGCCGAAACAAAGGUCAUCAUCAACUACAUCUACGUCGACGAAUGGGAGGGGUACGUCGCGGAUCUGGAGGAGCUGACGGUAGAUGUUCAAUACACAGUAACUGAUGUCGUAAUCGAGCUGGAUGGCAAUGAUGACUGCCCAUUAUUUGAGGCGCUGAGAAAUGCCAGCAAGGGGAAUUCUGAGCUGGAGGGAAAAGUGGAGACACUGAUAAAAUCGUUGACUGCGACGCUAAAGAAAUCAGAGUCCAGCUCAUCGAAGCUGGUCGAAGUUUACUCCCAACUUGACGAUUUCUUCAAGGCUAAUACGGCGGACAAGGCGACCAUUUUGGCGGGAGAGAUCGAGGAAUACGGGACGAUUUCUGUGUUCUGUAGUGUUGCGAGUUAUGUAAGUUAGCCGCAAAAAAAUUAACGAAACAUUAGGGCCAUACGACUGUAGAGGGUGGCCAAAAAUUUUAAAGCAACGACCAUCUCUUUUCAGUACUGGCGGAUUUCCAAUUACUCCAAGGUCAUCGGCGGAGAUGCAAGCUCUUGCCCACUUAUCACCCAGCUAACCCAAGCCUACCAACAGGAGUCCACUGGAAGUAAGAGCCAGCGGGCGCAAAUCAAACAACUUGCUCAAAAACUCACCUCCGAGUUUGAUCAGUCAACCGCCAUCAAAGAUCGCGUCAGCAUCCUCAAGCAGGAGCUGUACCAGUUCUUGAUUCUGGAAGAGUGGUCGUUGAAGGUGGUGUUCAGCCUGGAGUUGAGUGAGUACGGAUCGAUUGGGCAGCUGAUCGCGGCGACUGCUUUUGUAAGUCUUCGAGAACGUAUAGGGCUUCGCAAAACAGAGAAUUGAAUGAGUUUGAGGGGAGUUUUAUGCAUCGCCAAGAUUGAACGCCUUGCAAAAAGCCUUUAAUUUCCAGGAAGAAGAAGCCAAUGUUUCCUUUGACUCCGCCGGCGAUUGCAGUACGGCCACCAAGCUUACCACAACCGGCACUAACUCAAACACCUCGCUGACAAUCUCGCUACAAUCUGCUGUCUCCACAUGGAGCAUAAGUGAACAAUCGAGAUUUGUGGGCUACUUCAAACGAAUCAUCAAAGUCCAACAAGACUACACUGGGCAGGACUGUAUCAACGAAGUUGUGAAAGUCUUCAACAACUGGACAAAGGACGCGACGGCGAAACAAAAGGUCUAUGAUAUUGAUGUCUACAACUGCGAAAACAACAAGCAGACCUCCAAAUGGGGAAAGGUUCAGCAGUUCUGCAGCUGCGCAAAGUAA